GGAGGUCGCUGAUCAGGAACGCCGCCGGGAGGGUUCGGCGCUUUCCCUUCUGCAGCUGCGGCUCCGCCCGCUGCCCCGGCGUCGCUUCUUGACCCACGCCUCCAUCUGUGGCGGGCUGCUGGCUCCGCGUCCCGCCUCUGCGCCCGGAGGACAUGCAGAAGAGAGAAUGAGCCAGAGGGACACGCUGGUGCAUCUGUUUGCCGGGGGAUGUGGUGGUACAGUGGGAGCUAUUCUGACAUGCCCACUCGAAGUUGUCAAAACGCGGUUACAGUCAUCUUCUGUGACACUUUAUGUCUCUGAAGUUCAACUGAACACCAUGGCUGGACCCAGUGUCAACCGAGUAAUAUCUGGACCUCUGCAUUGCCUGAGAGUUAUCCUGAAAAAAGAGGGUCCUCGCUCAUUGUUUAGAGGAUUAGGCCCCAAUUUAGUGGGAGUGGCCCCCUCCAGAGCAAUAUACUUUGCUGCUUAUUCAAACUGCAAGGAAAAGUUGAAUGAUGUUUUUGAUCCUGAUUCCACCCAAGUCCACAUGAUUUCAGCUGCAAUGGCAGGUUUUACUGCAAUCACUGCAACAAACCCCAUUUGGCUUAUAAAGACCCGAUUACAGCUUGAUGCAAGGAGACGUGGGGAAAAGCGAAUGGGUGCUUUUGAAUGUAUUCGUAGAGUAUAUCAGACAGAUGGACUGAGAGGAUUUUAUAGAGGCAUGUCUGCCUCCUAUGCCGGUAUAUCAGAGACAGUUAUCCAUUUUGUUAUUUAUGAAAGUAUAAAGCAAAAACUACUGGAAUGUAAGACUGCUUCUAUGAUGGAAAGUGAUGAAGAGUCUGUGAAAGAAGCAUCAGAUUUUGUGAGAAUGAUGUUAGCUGCUGCCACCUCAAAAACUUGUGCCACAACCAUAGCAUAUCCACAUGAAGUUGUAAGAACAAGACUACGUGAAGAAGGAACAAAAUACAGAUCUUUUUUUCAGACACUAUCUUUGAUUGUUAAAGAAGAAGGUUAUGGGUCUCUUUACCGUGGUCUGACAACCCAUCUGGUGAGACAGAUUCCAAACACAGCCAUUAUGAUGGUCACCUAUGAAUUGGUGGUCUACCUACUCAAUGGAUAGCAGAAUGGGCUGUCCUGCUACAGAGCAGGAAGACCAAAAGAUCAUGGUGGACCAUGGAACCCUGUUGCCAGCAUGGGGGGCAGAAGGCAGUAGUUUGGAAACCUGCGCUGUGCCUGAGUGGAAGUUUGGUUGUAGGAAGUAAAGCACCACACUACACUAGUCUUCAAUGAAGAGACCCUGGGCCACCAAAGAGAAUGCUUUGAAGUAUAUCUUUCUUAAAUUUGUCAUUUUCCCUACCAUUGUUCACCAGCUAUGUAUCGUUUUUUGUUUUUGUUGGGUUUUUUUAUUGAUUUAUGACAUUCAGAAUAUAGUGUUAAUUAAAUGAGCAUUCUUACAGUCUUAAAAAGUCAUCUCUACGUAAUUAUCCAAAUUUAGUGACCAUUACAAAUGUCUAACUUGGUAUCUUCUGUAUGUAAUACUGUAAAAUAAUGGUAGGUAGGUCCUUAAUACAUUUCCCUGAGAGGGCUCUGCCUGGUACAAUGUUUUAAGUUGUUUGGCAUCAAUAGUUAGUCACUGUAUUUUGACAACCAGUGAUAUAGUACUUUCAGCAUUCAAAUGUGGUUACAGCUGACAUUUAUUAUAAUGUGGACUUUAAAUUGAUAUUAAUAAAUGCACAUGGUUAAUGUUGGGAUUAUAAAAUAAGGUAAUGGAUACUGACUCAAAUAUCCCAUGCAUUCUCCAAUUACAUAAUGUAUGGAUAUACCUAUAAUGUGAUUAUCACAUUUUCAUACCCACAUAUUAUUUACUUUAAAAGUAGAAAAGUUAACAACAUUUGAGUCUGUUCUACUAAUUUUCACAUUAAGAAAUUUAACCUUUAAAUUACUUCCAUGUUCUUGGUUGGUAGAGAAAAUGGUAAUAUUUUACUUUUGCCUUUUAUAGGUUUCUUGAAGUAAUACUAAUAUUUAGGACAAUAUAAAUUGUUAAAAGAAAAAAGGUCCUCAGCUGUGUGAUACAGCAAUUCUUAAUUGGCAGAGAGUCUGUCAAUGAAUGUGCUGCAUUUGACAAAUUUAUUCUGUCGUAGACCCUGAAUGCUUUAUCAUAAAGUCAGGCUAAUUUUAGUUCAGUGUAUUAACAGGAUAUAGUGUUUAAAUAUUGCUGUUGAGUCAGCAACACCUUUUAAUAAUUUAGUUGUAUUAUAUAUGGCCGUAAUAAAGGUGUUUGCUGUACUACUAUAGAUUUUCCAAUGGAUGUUGCUAUACUGGUACAUCAAACUUCUACAAUUAAACUCCACUGUGGUACUCAUCAGUGUACCAUAACCUUACAUUUUGUGCAAUGGGCUUUCUCUUCAGAAUGACUAUGUGAAUGCACUUUGUGGCCUUUUAAGGAAGUAAGAAUUAGAGAAUUCAUGUUUGCUUAUUUUUUUUUUUUAAACAUUGUUAUGUACUAGGCAGAAGCAGUGUUCAUAAUAUUUUUCUGGAUUUUUCAGUGUUUUGGAGAUCUUAUGGUAUUUUAAGUGUGCUGUGUACUGUGUGAUGUCACAGUAUUAUGGAAAAGCUGCAUGCCAUUGGAAGCUUUCUCUGUUGUCACCAGUGACGCUUGAUGCCCUCUUAAAUGUCUCACCUUCCUUGUAAUCAAUAACUGGAUGUUCUUGAGGUGCUCAAUUGGAAUUAAAAUUAUUCCAAUCUAUUUGGAGACCAAAGGCAAGUUGAGAUUGUUACCUUUGUAAUUGCAGCUUUGACUUUUAUUGCAUGGAAGAUACCAAAAACAAAUCCUCACCUAAGGGUUUAGCUUAAAUCUGUAGAGAAGGUCUCAGGCUACAGUGUUUUGCCUCUUCAGGUGCCAUCGACACUGCCUAAUACAGUGCCCUUGUUCUGUGAAGAUCCUUAACUCUUUUGUGUUGAAUGUAGGACAUGUUCUCCUGUGUUACACAGAUCUCAAAUGAUGAAGAAUGACAAGGAAACCAGCAUCUAAGGAACAGCUUGUAUAGUUGUAGCAAAUCUAUAAUAAGUGUCCUUCAAGGAUGAACAUGUAUUAUUCUGUACUUUGCAAGUAAAAGUUAACAUAAACCUCUAGUGCUUUGUACUCUGCUUUUAAAGUAUCCAUAUGUGCUCUGCAGGAAAGGGAUUUUAAAGUCUUAAUAUUGAUUUUGAAAGCAGGGGUGGAAAGGAGCAAUGAGGUCUGUUUUGUUUUUACUGAGUACUGCCUGCCAUAUUUUACUUUACAACAGAUAAUCCCAGAGAAGAAAACCUUGUAUGUGUUAUAUAUAGUUUGUCUCUAAAGUAUUUCUUUGAAGAUUAUCUUAAUUGUAAUAGUUAAAAAGCUGUGCAUACUCCGGAGCAUUGGGUUUUUUAAAAACUGUUUCCAAUCAGAUAAUCUUUUUAAAUGUUUUGGGAGUUGUGUGGACCUCGUUGUAUACUUUUGUUGUGGUCUUCUCAGAAAAUUGAACUUGUUCAGUCAGGCUGAAGCAAUAGUUACUGGAAGCAAAAUCUCAUACACCAGGACUCGGCUGCUGUGGCUCAGAGACUUGAAAUUUGGAUAUUCCAGCGGUGAAUUGCCAAGCUGUAAUGGGAUACCAUACAGUGCUUUAAAUUUCCAGGGAAUAUUUGCCACCAAAUUUUCUGUCUUUGUGUUUUGUUUUGUGUUAUGGUUAGGGCCUCUUAUUGCUCAAGAUGUCGUGAACUCUGGAUUCUCCCGCCUCUGCCUUCUAAGUGCUGGCAUUACGGACAGACACCUCCCUACCCCAGCCCCUUCCUGUGUUCACCCUGUCCCAACUCUCAUUAUGCAGCUGUGUAGAACCAGCCUGACUCACUAGAAGGGGCUCAAGCUGGUUUAUAAUUCUGAAUCUAUGACAGCAACAUUAGGUCAUGUAGCCCAGCAAUUGUCUCCUAAACCGGGAUGUCUGCUGUGUGUUAGUCUUGUGAGGAUGAGCACAGUUUUGUUUUUUGUUUUUGUUUUUUUUUGGAGGGGGGUGUUCAAAAGAAUAAAUGUUCAUUUAAUAAGUGGCUUUUUAAAAUCACAACAAAAUAUUGAUUUCAACUUGAAGGACUUAAGUGGUAGGAAUCAACCCCACCCACCCCCAUUUCUUUUAAGAACUUUCUUCAUAUCUCUGUUUACAUGCUCUUCUGUCCAAACUGCUAGUGUUAUAGGGACCCCUGUAGUGCUGAUUCAUAGCUCAUAUCUCCUCAUUGAUCAUGACUUAACAUUCCAAAGAAGAUAGCUAUGUCUGACUUAAACAGGAUAGAGUUUUACCAUGUAAAAUAAGGUGUGUUCGGCCCCCUCACAUACCUUCCUUUUGUUUCUCCUUAGUUGUACCUUGGUUUUUAUGAUACCCAUUUUAGAAACUAAAAAGUCUAGUUAUGUUAAAACUUUCUGAAUGUACCCCAGUGGAUGUGAACUAAAUUACACCAAUCACUCAUAGUUUAGUCAGCUUUAAAAGAGCUGAUGAGUUUUGCCCAUUCAUGAGUUGCUAUUGCAUUUUUGUACAUGGCUGGAGAUUAAUAUGCAUUUAUUCUGUAUUUAUGUUAACUAGCUGACAUGUACUUGAAUUAAAGAUCAAAAAAUUAAAAUGCUUUUGAAAAUGUG
Messenger RNA from Phodopus roborovskii (desert hamster), 4621 nucleotides. RefSeq names its product solute carrier family 25 member 36 (gene Slc25a36). Bases 167 to 1099 code for a protein of 310 amino acids. Gene Ontology annotation, cellular component: mitochondrion. The record is from RefSeq and is a predicted model, not a curated record. Gene Ontology annotation, biological process: pyrimidine nucleotide import into mitochondrion. NCBI's taxonomy places the organism in Eukaryota, Metazoa, Chordata, Mammalia, Rodentia, Cricetidae. The transcript has 7 exons. Gene Ontology annotation, molecular function: pyrimidine nucleotide transmembrane transporter activity.